Penicillium malachiteum is the source of this 468-nucleotide messenger RNA. RefSeq lists its product as uncharacterized. Bases 1 to 468 code for a protein of 155 amino acids. Gene Ontology annotation, biological process: inositol catabolic process. The record is from RefSeq and is a predicted model, not a curated record. Gene Ontology annotation, molecular function: iron ion binding; inositol oxygenase activity. Gene Ontology annotation, cellular component: cytoplasm. Lineage: Eukaryota; Fungi; Ascomycota; Eurotiomycetes; Eurotiales; Aspergillaceae. The transcript has a single exon.
AUGCCAGCUUCAAUCAUCGAUAUCCCGCAAGCACCCAAGAACAUCGAGGUCACCUCUGACAACAUCGAUGCGGUGAACGUUAUCAAGGGCAAGGCAACCAAGGACUUGUAUGAUGCCUCCGAAUUUGACCAGGCAAAAGAUAAGACCGGCUUUCGCCAAUUCAACGACGCCUGCGACCGCGUCAAGAAUUUCUAUGCCCAGCAACACACCCUGAAAACCGUCGCGUAUAACCUGAAAGCCCAAAAUGAUUUCCAUACCAAGACUCGCGCCCGUAUGACCGUAUGGGAGGCAAUGGAGAAGCUCGAUACUUUUAUUGAUGAGUGCGACCCUGAUACUCAAGAGUCUCAAAUGACGCAUCUCCUACAAUCCGCUGAAGCAAUUCGACAGGAUGGAAAACUGAGAUGGAUGCAACUUGUUGGAUUGAUCCAUGAUCUUGGUAAACUCCUGUUCUUCUUCGGUGCGCAGUGA